AUGGGUCUUAUUGCUGGGAGUUUAAUAGCGAAACUGCUUGAGCACCCGCAAUCUAUACGUUUUUUUCACGUCCAGGAUGGUGUUGUACUUAGUGGGGAAUUCCCCUACAAGGAUGAACACCGGAUGGGUCGAUUACUAAUAUUACAGCAAGAACCCCAACCGAGUGAACAGAAAAGAUUGAGGAAAUCCAUCACAUCUUCUCUUUCCACUUCAGUGAAUGAAAGUACACCCACAGCAGAGGAAACAGUAUCUAAUAAAGUUACUGAAGAAAGUAAACAAGAUAAGAAUGAUGGAAAUUUCUUACUCUGGGUACCCUACACUUAUCUUGCUGUUAACUUUCCACACUUACUCCCACCAACAUUCAGUCAUCUUAUUGAUUCCACAACGAAUAAAGCAGAUGAAAAAACGUGGAAAUAUAUUACCUGUGCUGCGAUUAAAAACAUUUCAAGAGUACAACGUCGUACAAAUUCCUUUGGGAUGCCUAUCAUUAUAUUAACUUUUCUCGAUGGAACAUCAAUGCAUCCACUCAUCUUUCGACAUGGAGGUAUUACAAAAUUUCUGGAGGCAUUAAAGAAAAUAACUCCUAUGCGACAGUCUCCUUUCCCAGAUGACUUUGUUGUAUAUGGGGACUAUGAUGCCAUUGUAGCAGAGACGGCAGCUGCGGCUGCGGCAGAAUCUUCUCAUUCCACGAGAGAAGAACUUAAUGAAAGUAGUCAUUCACCAACACCGCAAUGUUCUGAUAGUCAUAAUAAUAAUAAUAAUAAUAAUAAUAAUAAUAAUAAUAAACGGAGUUCAUUUUUUGAGGAUGUCUCUCGUGAAGAAUUACAACGUGUAUUGUAUGGAACUGGUGAAGUUUUUAAUGGAGCACGUCUUCGUGAUUCGUUAAAUUUAACAUUUAACCGCGUGCGAUUAAUGCUUCGAGGUUUUCCCGAUCAAAAGCACAACAAUACAUCUUCAAAUUCCACGCCAUCAUCUCAAUUUCUGAAACCCAGCAACCAUAAUAAUGAUAGUGAAAUUAAUAAUGAUCAUGACCACGAAAAUCCAUUAAUGGAUGAAGGGUUUGAUCUCGUAGAUGAACUCAUUCCCAUAGAGAAGCAAGUACCACGGUUACCAGAACCACAGAAUGGAAGUAUGGCAUCUCCACUCACGGCUGCUGAAUGGGAAAGUUGUUUUAAUGGAGAAGAUCGUCAAAUUGAUAUUCACCGCCUUGAAGAGGCGAAACUUAUUGUAUACAUGGGAGGAGUGGAACCAGAUAUUCGGUUCCAAGUAUGGUGUUUUAUGCUUAAUGUGUAUCCAGAUGUACAAAACUCUACAGAGUCCAAGCGGCAGGAAAUUCGAGAAAGAUACGCACAUAUGUAUGAGAAACUCACUCUACAAUGGACAAACAUAUUUCCAGAACAAGAGAGUCACUUCUCUGCGUUCCGUGAAAUUCGUUCUUCUAUUGAAAAAGAUGUUGUACGUACAGAUCGUUUUCACUCUGCAUAUGCAGAAAGUGAAAGUGAUAAACUACGUAUGUUACGUCAUGUUCUUAUGGCUUAUGCAUUAUUUAAUUUUGAUUUGGGUUAUUGUCAAGGGAUGAGUGAUGUACUCUCUCCUAUUAUUCUCCUUGCUGAAACGGAGGUGGAAGCAUUUAUGUGUUUCCGUUGUUUUAUUGAAGAGCAUUGUGGGAAUAAUUUUAGACAUGAUGUUCGAGUUGGAAUGGAAGUGCAAUUUCGUGCACUACGUACACUUAUUAGAUUUUUUGUCCCUCGACUCUUUACGCAUUUGGUCAAUCAACAUGCAGAUGAUAUGGGGUUUUGUUUCCGUUGGUUACUAAUGCUCUUUAAACGUGAAUUCCCUAUUGAUGAUGCCAUGUUACUUUGGGAUGUAGUGAUUAGUUGUCCCUAUACACCACACUUUGAGUUAUUUAUUGCGGCGGCCUUAUUAAAGGCCAUCACUCCACAAAUACUUGAACAACAUCUCACAUAUGAUGAAUUGCUUAAAUUUGCCAACAGCACCGCUGGAAACCUCAACGUGCGUCAUUUGAUUCUAUUGGCACAAGAAUUCUACGAUCAUGUGGCUAGUCAUGUUAUUGCGUUAGACAGUCCAGGGACUACAAUCGAAAGCUACCGACCGACUCUUGAUGAUAUUCUUAAGGUUCUGGAAGGAUCUUGCAAGUGA
Trypanosoma theileri is the source of this 2160-nucleotide messenger RNA. Its product is annotated as GTPase activating protein. The coding region runs from base 1 to 2160 and encodes 719 amino acids. Gene Ontology annotation, molecular function: GTPase activator activity. The transcript has a single exon. The record is from RefSeq and is a predicted model, not a curated record. Lineage: Eukaryota; Euglenozoa; Kinetoplastea; Trypanosomatida; Trypanosomatidae. Gene Ontology annotation, biological process: activation of GTPase activity.